AUGGCAUCUACUGUAGCAAAAGCAGUAGGUGUAGUAAAAGAUGUUUCUCCAAUGUAUUAUAGAAUUUUGUCGAAAUUUCCACAAAAUUUAAGUUUUUGCUUCGCUUAUGGAUCGGCUGUCAAGCCUCAAAUUGGUAAUCAGAAAAAACAUAAUAUGAUAGAUCUUAUCUAUUGCGUGGAGAAUUCAUACAGAUGGCAUGGUGCUAAUAUCGAAAUGAAUCCAUCCCAUUAUUCUGCACUUCGCUAUCUUGGCAAAGGUUUUGUUGCAAGAUUUCAGGAAAAUUGGGGAGCUAAAGUUUACUUCAACACAUUAGUGGAAAUGAAGGAAGAAAAUGUGACUAUCAAGUAUGGUGUUGUGUCCCAAAAGGACUUGAUUGCAGAUUUACUUGAUUGGAAUGAUCUUUACUUGGCUGGACGACUACACAAGCCAGUGGAAAUAAUAAAGCAGACCAAUAGUUCUCAACUACAAAAUGCUCUACAGUCCAAUUUGAGAUCUGCCGUUCAUACAGCUUUACUGAUAUUGCCUGAAACUUUUUCAGAAUAUGAUUUCUACUUUGCCAUUUCUAAUUUAAGUUAUGCUGGUGACUUUAGAAUGACAUUUGGUGAAAAUAAAAAUAAAGUGAGAAAUAUAGUUCAACCACAAUUAUUAAAUUUCCGUGAACUUUUUAGACCAAUAUUACAACAAUUUCAUGUCUAUGUAGAUUUUGCCACUGGUGAUACUCAAUGCCACCAAGAUAUUAACCCAGAAACUAAGUUACAUCAUCUCAUGCAGUUACCAAUGGUGCCACAGCAGAAAAUUGUAAAAUUUUGGAAUCACGGUGGUCUUCAGCAAGAUAUGGAAGAUGUACUUAGAGCUGUUGCUUAUGAUAUAGAUUGUGCUGUUAUUUUAAGGCAAAUUCUUAAAGAUAUAGUAUGGCAAUCUAGUGUGAGGCAAUCCUUAAAGGGUACUAUAAUGCUGUCUGAUGAAUCAAGUAGUGACUCUGAAACAGGUAGAUUUAAAUGUAGAACAAAGACUCAAGAUGAGACAGCACAAAAUUCCAAAUCAAAGGACAAUUCUUUUCUCUCAUCAAAAAAUGAUUUGAGAAGUUCAGGAAGAAAUAGGAGAUAUGAAAGUGAAAGAUAUCAAAGGGAUUUUGACAGGAAAAGAGACAAUCGGGGUGGAUUAGAACAUCAUGUAAGAGACAGACACAGAUAUUCUAGACACUCACCUGUAAGAAGGAGACAUUCUCGUGAGAGAAGUCGACAUAGAGAAUUUGAAAGACGAAGGUAUGAACGGGAUUCUAGAGAAAGAUCUAAAAUAAGUGAUCACAGAGGUGGCAGUGUGGAUAGAAUAUCUAGAUCCGAGUCUAAAACACACAGGUCUCCAAAACAUAACAAAAUCAUAAAAGAAAUUAUAAAAAGUAAUAUAACAGAUAAAAAGCCUGACAAAGUUGAAAUAAAACAAAGAGAAAAAAGAUCCUCAUCUGCAGAUAAUAAGACAAAAAGGUCUGAGGUGUUUAAACCAGCUACCGUUGAUUUGUCACAUCGAAAAAGUAAAAGUCCUAUUGUUGAAGUUCAUGUGGAAAGUGAUGUUUCUGAAGAAGUUAAACCUGGUUCAUAUUAUAGUAUGAUCCCAGCUAUUGUAAAAGAAAAGUCAGAAGAAUCAAGUGAAAUUGAUUCUUCAGAUGAUGAAAGACUCAGAGCAAAACUUUUAAACUUAGAAAAAGAAAUCAGUAAGACCAAAAAGAAAAAGCAUAAAAAGAAACACAGAAAAAAAAGGAGCAAAUCUAGUAAAGAGAAAACUCAGGACUCAACAGUUUCAGUGGAAGUCAGCAGUACAACUGAUAUUCAGGAUAAAAUAAGUAAUCAAAAUGUAAAUGUGACUGAAACUACAGAGGUAACAUCAACACAGAAAUGCUUUCAAAAAGAGAGCAGUGAAGAAGGUGAGAUUUUAAGUGAUGAUGAAGCAGAAAGUUGUCUUAACAUUGAUCCCAGUGAUUUACGGCAUAAAUUAAAAAAAUCUACAGCACAAGCUAAAAAAUCAGAUGUUUGCGGACCUGCUCUACCUCCACAUUUAGAGAAAAGAUAUGAAAAAAGUGCCUCUCCUGAUACAGAAGGCCCAGCAUUACCUCCUUAUCUAAAAAGAAAACCUCGGCAUCUAGGUCCAUCAAUUCCACAGGAUAUGCGUAAGGUGCUUGAAGAAAGGAGUCAAGAAGUAAUAAAAUUUGAAAGUUCUGAAGAAGAUAUUUGUAUUGUUGGUCCAUUACCAGUAGGUUCAGAAGAAAAAUGGACCCAUGCUCACAAGCAGCUUGAAGAAAGAGCACUAGACAUAAAAAUAAAGAAGAUGGAUGGUCAUUCACUAAGUCAAACAGAUAUAAAAUCGAGAGAAAAGUGGAUGUUGGAAUUACCAGAAGGGAAAGCAAAAUAUUUAGGACUGGAAGCCCGCUCUUUUAGAGCCAAAGAAGGUCCAGACAUGACAGAUAGGUCAAGUUGGACUGAUACGCCAGAAGAAAAAGCUCGUAAAGCAGCUGGUCUAGUAAAGGAAGAAGAUGCCGAUGCUGCUUUACAUAGAGAAGCCAAGAAUAAGCAGAUUGCAACAAGAGAUGAAGAGCAAGAGAAGGCUAUUCGAAAACACAAGAAAAAGCACAAACGAGAUGAAAGUCUACUAGAGAUGCACCAAAAGAAAUUGAAAAAGAAGAAAAAGAAAGACGACAAAGAAGAUGAUAAGCCAGAACGUAGACCGUUUAGUCGUGACGUUGACUUGCAAGUUAACCGCUUUGAUGAAGCACAAAAGAAGUCGAUCAUCAAGAAGGCGCAAGACUUAAAUUCGAGGUUUUCGCGCGGUGAAGCAAAGUAUUUGUGA
Molecule: messenger RNA, 2841 nt
Organism: Parnassius apollo (apollo)
Lineage: Eukaryota; Metazoa; Arthropoda; Insecta; Lepidoptera; Papilionidae
Source: the annotation of a GenBank genome assembly